This is a messenger RNA of Microstroma glucosiphilum, 959 nucleotides long. RefSeq lists its product as hypothetical. Gene Ontology annotation, cellular component: RNA polymerase III complex. Gene Ontology annotation, biological process: DNA-templated transcription; transcription initiation at RNA polymerase III promoter. The coding region runs from base 108 to 881 and encodes 257 amino acids. The transcript is spliced from 4 exons. The record is from RefSeq and is a predicted model, not a curated record. Lineage: Eukaryota; Fungi; Basidiomycota; Exobasidiomycetes; Microstromatales; Microstromataceae.
CUCGUACUCCCCUACUGAUUGACUUGCCCAGCUUCCUUCGCACGUCGCAUGCAAUCCACAGGCGUCUGAGCGGUCCACCUUUCUCUCGUCCUUCUGUCAUCGCCACCAUGUUCGUACUGAGCACAGUGCAGGACACACUCUUCAUCCCCGCCUCAUCCUUUAACCCCACUGCCACCUCCACCCAGCCUCCUACCUCUGCCCAAUCCCUCUCCCUCGCCCUCAAUACAAAGUACGCCAACAAGGUCAUUCCCGAUGUAGGGCUCUGUGUGUGUCUAUUUGACAUUCAAGAGGCUAGCGAAGGAAAGGUGAAAUGGGGCGACGGAGGACUGUGGCAUAAGCUCAAGGCAAGACUAGUCGUCUUUCGGCCAUUCGUGGGAGAGGUGCUAGUGGGCAAGGUGAAGAGCUCGGAUGAGAGCGGCAUCAAAGUCUCCGUAGGCUUCUUUGAUGAUAUCCACAUUCCCAAGCACCUCAUGCCAGAGCCAAGCGCAUUCGACCACUCCGAGCGAGCCUGGUUCUGGCUCUUCCCCUCCGACGACGAAGAUGGCAACCAGCGGGAUCGAGACGACCCCCUCGGCGCCCCACACGAGCAGCGCAUGUACCUAGACAAGGACGAGUCUAUCCGUUUCAUGGUUGAAGAUGACGCCUUUGAUGAAGGUUUGCCCAUUCCCGGAUUGGCUGCUACGGGUGGACCUGCAGGUGGGGGAGGGACAGGGAUUGGAACGGGUGUGACAGUGGAGGUUAUGGAGGCGGCAAAGGCGAAGAGAAAGGCGCCGUUUAGGAUCACGGCCUCAAUAGCGAAUCAGGGACUGGGAAUCGUAAGAUGGUGGGCCGACGCUCCCGUGGAAGAGCUGGAGGAACAGGGAUACGCAAUGGACGAAUAGAAGAUAUGGAGCGCGGAGUUUGGUGAGAGGUCUCACAGCCGAAUCAUGUUGUAAUUGUACCCAAUACAUUCCCAUCAC